Vigna umbellata (rice bean) is the source of this 523-nucleotide messenger RNA. The record is from RefSeq and is a predicted model, not a curated record. Lineage: Eukaryota; Viridiplantae; Streptophyta; Magnoliopsida; Fabales; Fabaceae.
GCUGCUUCCUCUUCAGCNGCGGUGUCGCUCCUAACCAGCCCCUUCUCCCUGGUGCUCCUCGUCUCCCUCCUCGCCUCCUGGCUCUUCCUCUAUCUCCUCCGCCCCACCGACCGCCCCCUCCGCCUCUUCGGCCGUACCUUCACGGAUUUCGAGACGCUCUCUCUCCUCGCCGCCGCUUCCUUCUUCCUCCUCUUCCUCACCCCCCUUGGCUCCCUCCUCGUCACCGCCUUCACCGUCUCCAUCGCCCUCGUCGCCGCCCACGCCGCAUUCAGAGUUCCCGAGGACCUCUUCCUCGACGACCGCGACUCCACCCAGCCGGCCGGCUUCCUCUCCAUCCUCCGCGCCGCUGUCAACGUCCCUCCCGUCCCCCCACCCGUCCCCAGCCGCGGCUGAUCGGAGCUUCUCCCUGUCUGCACCCUUCGAGGAUUCAUUCAUUCACAUGUUUGUUUAUACGUUUGGUUAGGGAAUUUGGACACGUUUUCUCUUUUAUUAUAUAUUUUUGGAGGGAAAACUUUUUAUUUUA